UUUGUCUAAGGUUUCGUAAACACCCCACUUACUCUUCAGACACCAUUUUCUCAUCAAAGAAACAUGGAGGUUACCCCUGUAAUUGGAAUUUUGCUUUCUUUCCUUGUUGUUGGGAUAUUGAUAUGGGGAUGGAGAAUCUUAGACUGGGUGUGGGUGAAGCCAAAGAGGCUGGAAAGGCGCCUGAGGCAACAGGGUCUUACUGGCAAUUCUUACAGGUUUUUGUCUGGAGAUAUCAAAGAGAGCUUCGCCAUGAGCAGACAAGCAAGAUCCAAGCCUAUGCCCCUCAGUGAUGACAUUACGCAAUAUGUUGCUCCUUUCCUUCAUCAAACUGUCAAGAAUUAUGGCAAGAAUUCCUUUCAUUGGGUUGGUCCGAUUCCAAGGGUGACCAUCAUGGAACCUGAAGAAAUAAGAGAGAUAUGUACCAAAUUCAAUGACUUUCAGAAGCCGCAUACCAACCCUCUUGUCAACUUACUUGUAACUGGACUUGUAAGCCUCGAUGGAGAGGAGUGGGCUAAGCAUAGAAAGAUCAUCAACCCUGCAUUUCAUCAAGAUAAGUUGAAGAACAUGUUGCCAGCAUUCUAUCAAAGUUGUAUUGAGAUGAUCAGCGAAUGGGAGAAGCUGGUUUUCUUAGAGGGGUCUAGUGAGUUAGAUGUGUGGCCUUACCUCGUAAAAUUGACAAGAGAUGUGAUUUCCCGAGCAGCAUUUGGAAGCAGCUACGAAGAAGGUAGACGAAUUUUCCAACUACUAGAGGAUCAAAGCAAUCUUACAAUGCAAGUAAUACAAUCAGCUUACAUUCCGGGAUGGAGGCAUUUACCAACUAAGACAAACAGGAAGAUGAAGGUGAUUGCCAAAGAUAUAAAGGACUCACUCAAGGGAAUGAUAAAGAAAAGAGAGGAGGCAACUAAGGCGAGUGAAGUCAGUAAUGAUGACUUGUUAGGCAUACUUGUAGAAUCCAACAUUAGAGAAAUUCAAGAACAUGGGGAUCAUAAGAACAUGGGACUGAGUAUUGAAGAUGUGAUUGAGGAGUGCAAGCUGUUUUACUUUGCUGGUCAAGAGACCACCUCCGUUUUGCUGGUUUGGACAAUGGUUUUGUUGGCUAGGCAUCCACAUUGGCAGAGUAAGGCAAGAGAAGAGGUUUUGCAAGUUUUUGGUGACAGUAAACCAGAUUCUGAUGGCUUGAGCCGUCUGAAAGUCGUAACAAUGAUCUUGUACGAGGUUCUCAGGCUGUACCCCGCAGUCAUUGCACUAGGGCGCUCUGUUCCGAAAGAUACGAAACUGGGAAACUUCUUGUUACCAGCUGGUGUAGAAAUUUCAAUGCCAGUGCUGCUGAUUCAGCAUGAUCAAGAACUUUGGGGCGAAGAUGCACAUGAGUUUAAUCCUGACAGGUUCUCGGACGGGGUUUCGAAAGCAACAAAGAGUCAAGUCAUAUAUUUCCCUUUCGGAUGGGGUCCUAGAAUCUGCAUUGGACAGAACUUUGCUCUGAUGGAAGCAAAAAUGGCGCUUGCAAUGAUCCUAAGACAAUUCUGGUUCGAGCUUUCCCCUGCCUAUGCUCACUCUCCCUGCGCCUUAAUCACUCUACGUCCACAGCAUGGUGCUCACAUAAUUUUACAUAAACUUUAGUGCUAAAACCAUCAGGUUAUAUGUCAAACCACCCAAUCAAUAAUCACAUCCAUAGUUCAUGAUGUAAUACUAUUCAAAUGCAAGCUUAGGGGCCAAGUGUCAAACUCUCAGUAAAGCAAUGUAUAUAUGGGAUGAAUUACUAGACCUUAACUAUGGUGGUUUUUCUUUUAAGCAACAAAGAAGAUCUUUGAGGCAUUGAAAAUGAAACUCAUGAUAAUCAAUCUGGCUGUGAAAUA
Theobroma umbraticum is the source of this 1856-nucleotide messenger RNA. Its product is annotated as cytochrome P450 72A397-like. NCBI's taxonomy places the organism in Eukaryota, Viridiplantae, Streptophyta, Magnoliopsida, Malvales, Malvaceae. Gene Ontology annotation, molecular function: monooxygenase activity; iron ion binding; oxidoreductase activity, acting on paired donors, with incorporation or reduction of molecular oxygen. The record is from RefSeq and is a predicted model, not a curated record.